Molecule: messenger RNA, 2533 nt
Organism: Coregonus clupeaformis (lake whitefish)
Lineage: Eukaryota; Metazoa; Chordata; Actinopteri; Salmoniformes; Salmonidae
Product: G patch domain-containing protein 2-like
Exons: 9
Coding region: 79-1548 (489 amino acids)
Source: RefSeq, a predicted model, not a curated record
AUAAUUUCUCUGAGAAACGGAGCAUGUAAUCUCAAACCGCGUUCUCAUUUUAAAUGCAGUAACAACAAUUGUGUCACGAUGCCAUUCAGCAUGAUGGAUGAGCUGGUGCAUGACCUGGUGUCAGCCCUGGAGCAGACCUCAGAGCAGACCAAGCUAGAGGAACUCUGGGAGGAAAUGGUUCUGAGCCCUCUGCAGCAGCGCAGGCAGAUCCGACGGCGCCGGGGACGUAAACGCCGCUGUGACUCCUCCCUCCACCCCUUGGAGCACGGACGUUGCCUCAGUGAGGCCUCCGAGUCCAGCCUGGACGAAGCAGCCAAGGACUGCCGGGAGAAUGCUGCCCCGGCCCCCUCCGCCGCCAACUACAGCGACUCAGACGACAUGGUAAUGGCCAAGCGCUGGCCCUCCUGCUCCAGCAACAGCUACGCCAUCAAGACCAAGCAGCACUCCUGGCCUGAGUCGGACUCCUUCACAGAGAACACCCCGGGACGGCCACUCAGGAGGAGGCGGAAGGUCAAACGCAUGACCUCCGAUGUGACGGUCAGCCUGCAGCAGAAGUUGACGGUGUCAGGGGUGGAUGGCGAGCGGGGCGGAAACCACAGAUCGUCCAAAAAGCAGCGUCUGUCCAGGCUGAAAAAGGGGGCUGGAGGCUGGGUGGGAGUGGGUGUGGACAGGGAGGCUGAUGGAGUGGGCCUCAGGGCAGAGGAGUGCUGGAAGGAUAAGAUCCCAUUGGUCCUGGAGGCCAAGGAGCAGCGAGAGGCUUCUGAUGAGAACAUGUCUGAAGGUGAAACUAGCAGUAUAUGCAGCAGUGAUCCUGGCCUCUUCACUAACGAUGAGGGAAGACAAGGUGAUGAUGAGCAGAGUGACUGGUUCUUUGAGGGGGAGUGUGGAGCAGGGGGGAUGGGCAUUCCCAGCCUGCUGCCCAGCUGGGACCCAGAUACUCCUCCUGUCCUGGAAGUACCAGACUCAGCUCCACCCACCUUCCUACAGCCUGCACGGCCCACUCAGAGAGGGUACCAUGCUCGUCUGAACCGGUUGCCUGGCGUGGCUGCCCGCUGCAUCAGGAAAGGCCGGAGGAGGCUGCCCAGCAAGGACAACAGUAUGUCAGUGUCUAUGGAGAGAAUGAAGCAUUUCUCUCAGGACCCCUAUCAAUGGCUGCCUUCCAUUGGAAAAAGAGACCGGAGCCAGUUCAACCCUCUGUGUCCGUUACCUGUUUAUCCCAUUGACAUGGUGCCAGACAGCUCCCAUCGGAGAUGCUCCUCUUCCAUCUGCAAAACCAGGCAGACUAACGUCCAUCUGGGACUGCUGUGCACAGGAGACAUCAAGAGGAGGAGGAAGACCACUGCUGUCUCUGUCACAACAACAUCAGCAUGUAUCCCCUUCCAUAAAGAUGACCUGGGAGAGGCAGAAGGAUCCAGCAAGGACACCUCCACCUCCUCCACCUCUCUGAGCAUGGAGUCUGCAGGCCCUGGGCCCUCCACGUCUGACAAGCAGGACUUCAUUAAGCCUGGGACUUUAUUUAGACCUAGCCCCCAGAGGGAGGAGGACUGAGGGAGAGAGAGAGAGAGAGAGAGAGAGAGAGAGAGAGAGAGAGAGAGAGAGAGAGAGAGAGAGAGAGAGAGCUCUGAAUCAGCAUUGUGCUGCUGGAUCAAGUCUUUCCAUCUAGCAUUUAAAGGAUGAAUAAUGUUAAUGCAAUCAAGCCCUGUUAAUCACUCCGUAGCCAGCCAUUUCCUUGAAGAGCCUCCUCGUCUUGCUACUCCAGACUGCAGCACCAGCCAGGCACCUCCUCCUGUCUCUACACUACACAGUCUCCAGGCCACCUGCCCAUUACUCAGGCCCAACAAUUAUGUCUUCUUUGUGUUGCCUGGCAUUUGUCAGCAGGGACACUGAAAUGAUGGUCAGGGAGGGUUGAGUGGUUGGGGGUCUGCUCUGCUGAAAGCCUGGGAGAAGUGGGACCAACAGGUCUGCUCUGUAGCGUAUGUAGCAGCUGACCGAUAGAAGAGCAUCAGAAAGUUCUGCUUUAGAGAGGUGACCACCGAGAGAGAGCGGGAUAAAGCACAGGUCUCCUAUUAGCAUGGAUUUGUAAAGCUACACUGGCUACAAUGCCUCUGAUUAGCACAACAGAGAGGGGCUGUGGCUGCGCUCCUCGGAGGGGCCUCUUUGUUCUCUUCAGCUCACCUUCCUUAUUCAAAUUUCAUAACACAUUCAAGUUCAAGGCAAGGCGCACAAUCCGUUUUCAAAACCCCAGUUUUUAGUGGAAAGCGGUUGUUUUGUGACUGACUGGGCUAAUGUUGAGAGUAGAGAGUGUGUUCAAAGUCAGGUGGAGAGGGAUGGGGGAGGAGGAGAGGAGGGUAAAUAAAAGUAAUCUCCACCGUGUUUUAAGUGGCACACAGAGAGGAACCCUGGUGUCUCUAGCUAGCUGUGAGGCUGGGCUGUGACUGGCUAACCUGGCAUUACCUGGUAUGUGUAUGGGUGGUCCUCUGUAGCUCAGCUGGUAGUGCACGGCGCUUGUAACGCCAAGGUAGUGGGUUCGAUC